AUGUCGAUCUGGAUUGCAACGUUUGGCUGCCGCCGCGCCGCAGCCAGAGCCGAUGCCACCUCCUCCGCUGCGGGUCCUGGAGUGCCUGGCAUAGCACCAGGGCUCCCACCACAUGGACAGCAAGCUCAAGAAGACCAUACCAAAGAUGCUGCCAAGGCCCCACCUUCAGUCUCCACAGCCGGGCAGCCAGGCUGGAAUCAGGAUGAGCAUCUCAAGCAGAAUGGUGGUUUGGCUUGGAGUGAUGAUGCAGAUGGAGGCCGAGAAAGAGAGAUCUCUCGAGAUUUUGCCAAGCUGUAUGAACUGGACGGUGAUCUGGAAAGGAAAGAAUUCCUGGAUGACCUCUUCAUUUUUAUGCAGAAGAGGGGGACCCCUAUCAACUGAAUCCCUAUCAUGGCCAAGCAGAUCCUAGACCUGUAUAUGCUGUACAAGCUGGUGACAGAGAAGGGUGGCCUGGUGAAGAUCAUCAACAAGAAGAUAUGGAGGUAGAUCACCAAAGGCCUGAACCUGCCCACAUCCAUCACCAGUGCUGCCUUUACCCUGAGGACCCAGUACAUGAAGUACCUCUAUGCUUAUGAGUGUGAGAAGAAAGCCUUGAGCUUCCCAGCUGAGCUCCAGGCAGCCAUUGAUGGCAACCUGCGGGAGGGCCGCCGGCCCAGCUACAGCUCUUCCCUCUUUGGCUACUCACCUACUGCCACGGCUGCUGCCACCAGGGCCCCUGCCCUUCUCUCCACACCCAAGAUCCGCUUCCCUGUCCUUGGGCUGGGCUCCAGCAGUGGUACCAGUGGCAGCAGCCCUCGGAUACCCCCAGCAACUACUCUCAGGAAAGGUGAUGGAGUCCCGGUGACAAUAGUACCUGUGCCAAAUCGUCUGGCUGUGCCCGUAACCUUGACAGGCCAGCAGACUAGCACCCCGAUGGCCACGCUGGAGCAGCUGCGGGAACGGCUGGAGUUAGGAGAGCCCCCUGAGAAGAAGGCUUCCAGGCUGUCGGAGGAGGAGCAGCGCCUAGUGCAGCAGGCCUUCCAGCGCAACUUUUUCAGCAUGGCCCGGCAGCUACCCAUGAAGAUCCAGGUCACCGGCAGGCCAGAAGACAGAUCAGAAGCCUUGGCUACAGCGUUGAAUCUGACCUCGGGCAGCAUUGGGAGCAUUUAUAUGUCUGUGGAUAUCGACAGCACCACCUAUGCAGGUGUGCUGUUUGCCCAGAAGCCUGUGGUCCACCUCAUCGCAGGGUCUGCUCCCCAGAGCAUCAGCAGCAGCAGCAGCAGUUCUCACUGCUCACCAAGUCCUACCUCAUCAUGGGGCACCCCCAGUGCAGAGCCCUCCACCAGUUGGUCCCUCUGAGGGGCAGGACCCAGCUUCCACUCCCCACUCUUCUGUCGAGAGUGCAGGAAGUUGAUGCACAAAAUUUACCUCAUCUCACGGAUCCCAUGUCAAAUACCAGAUGUUGCGAGUUUGGACAUGUCCACUUGUCCAGGCUCCAUUCAGGUCCUGCUGUACUCGGGGGACAGGGAGAGGCUGGAGGGGCAGACAGAGCAGCGUUGUCCAAUCAGAGAUUGUCCUGGAGAAAUGGGUGGGGUCUGUGGACAGCCAGCUUCCUGGGGAUUCCCAGGCCACCUCCCAUCCUGGGCACAGUGUAUUGACAAUCUGUAAACCGACACAAGGCUGGAGGCCCUCCAUAUCCUUUCUCCUUUAAUUUAUUUUCCUUCCCCUGCCUUCUGCCAUGACCCCAGGGUCACUGGUCCCUUCCCCUGCUCAGUGCCCCAAU
This is a messenger RNA of Myotis myotis, 1762 nucleotides long. Its product is annotated as AT-rich interactive domain-containing protein 3B-like. NCBI's taxonomy places the organism in Eukaryota, Metazoa, Chordata, Mammalia, Chiroptera, Vespertilionidae. Gene Ontology annotation, molecular function: DNA binding. The transcript is spliced from 2 exons. The record is from RefSeq and is a predicted model, not a curated record. Gene Ontology annotation, biological process: regulation of transcription by RNA polymerase II. Gene Ontology annotation, cellular component: nucleus.